AUGGGCUGCUUCACAUUCGUCAAAUUGAUGAUGGUCUUGUUCAACUUGCUUAUCUUUCUGGGUGGCCUGACCCUGCUGGCCAUGGGGAUCUGGGUGAGCGUAGAUGGGGGCUCCUUCCUCCGGGUGCUGGGGCCGUUCUCCAGCCAAGGCAUGCAGUUUGUCAAUGUUGGCUUUUUCUGCAUUGCCAUCGGGGCCGUGCUGGUGCUGCUGGGGCUCCUGGGCUGCUGUGGAGCCCACAAGGAGAGCAAGUGUCUGCUGCUUACGUUCUUCUCCAUCAUCCUCAUCAUAUUCAUCGCUGAAGUGGCAGCCGCGGUCGUGGCUUUGGCCUACUCUUCAUUUGCUGAGGGGAUCCUGAGAGCGUGGGCGACCCCUGCUUUACAGAAAGAGUAUGGCAGUGAUCAGGUUGUCACUAAGAUCUGGAACACCACCAUGACAGAGCUAAAUUGCUGCGGUUUCACCAACUACACGGACUUUGUGGGCUCUAAGUUUGAAAAGGACAAUGGAGGCAGCCUGCCACCCACCUGCUGCUGGACCAACAGCUCCCCCUGCAGCCCGGACGAGGCCGAGCGCAGCGCUAAGCCGGGCUGUUUCAAAAAUAUGCUGAAGACCCUCAAGGAGCACGCCAAUAUCGUGGGAGGCAUCGCAGCAGGAAUAGGAAUCUUAGAGAUUGCUGCCAUGGUAGUGUCCAUGUACCUGUACUGCCACCUGGACAACCGAAUCAGCUGA
Messenger RNA from Plectropomus leopardus (leopard coralgrouper), 726 nucleotides. It is a transcript of the gene tspan1, whose product is annotated as tetraspanin 1. The record is from RefSeq and is a predicted model, not a curated record. Gene Ontology annotation, cellular component: plasma membrane. NCBI's taxonomy places the organism in Eukaryota, Metazoa, Chordata, Actinopteri, Perciformes, Serranidae.